CCGGCCGCCGACGCGCCGCGCUGGUGCCAAGCUCACGCUGCGGCCGCCGCCGACGUCUCCUCUCCCGGCUAGGCCCCGGCUGCGAGGGGCAGCCGGGGCCGCGGGAAGAUGCGGCGGCUGGUGCGGGUGGCGUUGCUGUGCCUGGGCUGCGGCUUGUGCUCGCUGCUCUACGCCUUCAGCCAACUGGCUCUGUCGCUCGAGCAGGAGGCGCCCCGGCGCCAGGGGGACCCCGCCUUUCCCGUCAGGAGGCAGCUGAGCGGCGGCGACGUCGUGGCCGGCGGCUGGAGGGCUGUGGCGGGAAGCGCAGGCCGCGGCGAACGAACGCAGCUGCAGCCGAUGCAGGAAAGGUGUAAGCAUGUAUCUUUAUCUUACUGGAAUUCCUAUUGGAUGCUGCCAUCUGAUGUUUGUGGAAAGAACUGCUUUUGGGAAGCUGCUCCUAGAUACGAUUUUCUGAAAACAAAGCCUUCUGAGAAGAUGCACUUGGCAGUGGUAGCCUGUGGUGAAAGGCUGGAGGAGACUGUUACAAUGUUGAGAUCAGCCAUUAUUUUCAGCAUUAAACCUCUACAAUUUCAUAUUUUUGCAGAAGACACAUUGCAUAGUGACUUCAAAGGAAAGCUCAAUAGUUUGGCGUAUCAAGAAAAAUUUAAUUACACAUUAUAUCCCAUCUCAUUUCCAACUGAGAAUGCAGGAGAAUGGAAGAAACUGUUCAAGCCCUGUGCUUCUCAAAGGCUUUUCUUGCCAUUAAUUCUCAGUGAUGUGGAUUCCCUACUGUAUGUUGACACAGACAUCCUGUUCUUAAGACCUGUUGAUGAUAUCUGGGCUAUCCUGAAAAAAUUUAAUUCUACCCAAAUUGCUGCAAUGGCGCCAGAACAUGAAGAGCCUCGUAUUGGGUGGUAUAAUCGCUUUGCAAGGCACCCAUAUUAUGGAAAAACUGGAAUAAAUUCUGGUGUAAUGUUAAUGAAUAUGACCCGCAUAAGAAGAAAGUAUUUCAAGAAUGAUAUGACAACUGUACGAUUACGAUGGGAAGAAAUUCUCAUGCCAUUGCUGAAAAAAUAUAAGUUGAAUAUCACAUGGGGUGAUCAGGAUCUUCUGAACAUUAUGUUUUUUCAUAAUCCAGAAAGUCUUUUUGUUUUCCCUUGCCAAUGGAACUAUCGCCCAGAUCACUGUAUUUAUGGAAGCAAUUGCCAGGAGGCUGAAAAGGAAGGCAUAUUCGUCCUUCAUGGAAACAGAGGUGUUUACCAUGAUGAUAAACAACCAGCAUUUCGAGCUUUGUAUGACGCAAUUAAAAACUAUUCAUUUGGUGAUGACCUGGUAAAGGCCUUGCUGCUACCCCUUGAACUGGAACUACAAAAGACACAGCAUACUUACUGUGGAAGAAUAUACAAAGUGUUUAUAAAGCAGCUAUCAAAAAGCAUAAAAGAUAUUUAUGAUAGACGAUCUAAGGGAAGGUGAUCAUUACAGGCUUCCCAAACUUCUGAAUUAAAUAAGACAGAUGUGGGAGAAUAUAUGCCUGUAGGAUAUUCAUAAAAGAAAUGCCAUAUUUUUGGAAUCAGUUCUUCUAUUCCCAAAUGAAUCUCCCAGUGUGGACAAAAUGAAGAAGCUGUUCAUCUUGAAGAAUUCUUUGCCAGCAUAUUGCAGAGAAUGUUUGAAGUUCAGUUAGUGUACAUUUUCACUACAGUGAAUAAGUCUUCCAGGAUUUUGUAUUCAGGUUUAUUUUACAUAAUUCACUUGCUUGUCAUUCUCAAAUGAGUCAGAUAAAAAUGAAGGUCUUUAUACUUCAGGAAUGAUGGUAUACUUUGUCAUACCUAGUCUCAAAUUCUGCUAAACUGUGAAUGUAGCACUAAUGGAGUCAGCACUAACCUCACUUUAAGAGUGUGAGAAUAUGUUGUUUACAAAGCUCAGAAGUAAUUUUAUUUUCAAAGGAAUGUGAUGUGACUGAUGGCAGUCUAUGUGUGCCUUUGUUUUCAUCUCCUUCAGUUUUAAGAUAUUUUGACAAUCACAUACAUAUAUGUAUAUGUGUGUACGUAUAUAUAGAUAUAUAUAUACUGUAAACUGCACAUGAUAUCCAUAGGACUUCCAGUCCAAACAAUAACACCUAGUAGAAAUAAACCUAAUUUUCCUCGGUUUCCUCAUAAAUUGCUAUAAACAGAAAGCUGGGAACUAAAGAGGACCCUAGGCAUAGUAAGGAACUUGACUUAGGGCAUGGGUUUUCUCACUUUCUCUGGUCCAGGCCUUUGAACAACAGGACCUCUUGAGUUUGGAAAUCCCAGCUGUACCAGAAGCAGUCUGCCAUAUGCCAUGGAUGGGGGCUUUGGCUUAUGAAGAACCAAUCCCAAAAACUCUUAGGUGCAUAGAACUAGUGGUGGGUUUCUUUGAGUCCUGGCCAGUAUUAUAGCAUAGUUAAAUGAUAUGGCUGGAUUUUUUUUAACUAAGGUGGAAUGUGAUAUAUACAUACUAUCAAUGUUGUUUUCGCUAAAUUUGAAUAAGGUUUUUAUAUGAUUUCACCAGGCAUUCUGAAAGGAAAAACCAUGUUGUGAAAUAUAAUGUAGUUUAUUAUGAAGUAUUAUACUAGUAUCUGAAUCCUAAUAGCUAAAGUCUACUUCGUUCUUAUUCACCAAAAUCCACCUAAUCUUAAAGUAAUUCUGCGUGGAUCAUUUUUUUGCAGGUGUUGUUUAGCAAAUACUUAAUGUGUAUUUGGCAAAAAAGCGCCUUAAACCAUUUGGAUAGAAUAUUGUUUCAAACCUCUGAUUUCCAUGGGACCAUUGUGUUUGUUCCAUUAUAUGGCACACUGAGUAUAAUGCUUGCUCUAAUAAUAGUAAUUCCUGCAGUAUAUUUUAUUGCAUAAAAUACUAUCUCUAUUAUAAUACUUGAGUCGAUACUUGAGUUCUAAUUAUACAUGUAGUGGGAUGAAACUGGUAAUACUCAAGUGUUUCUGCAGUUUGUCCAACUGGAUCCUGCUUUCUUAGUAUUUUCCAUGGGUUGACAUAUCAGUACCUCAGCAGCAGUCAUUCACAGUUGUUGUAGAUUAUGAACUAAAGAAAUGCAGUGCACCGUUUAUUAUCUUUGCUGUUAGUGUUGUGAGCCAAGGUUCCUCCUUUGAACAAUCACCAAUCGUAGGCUGUUUUCCUUGCCAAAAAGUUCUUUAUUGCUUCCAAAUACAAAUCACCCUGAAUGGAUCUCUGAGCAUGCAUGGAGCAGUUUGUUGAACUCAGUCCAGAACUCAGAUUAUCUCCAGGAACUCUCCUUAUGAACAUGUCUGGGGCCCAGCCUUUCAUGAGGGGCUCAUUGAAGGCAAGCACAUCUCCUCUUCACACACUGCUCAUUCAAUUGGGCCUUGUCUCUGUUGACACCUUGCCAUGGGGUCAAAUGCUGGGGUGUGUGGGGGGAUCUGCCCUGUGUCUGAGAAUUCCCAGCAGCCCUUCCCAUUUGCCAUGCAGCUUGGCCAUUCCCAAGAACUGCUCGGCAUGGAGAAGCAUCUGGCCUUGAAAUAAUCACUUCCUCCUGUUGCAUCUUGAGCUAACUUCUGUUCCUCAGUCUCACUGAAGCACUCUUCAGUUUCCAUUUCUGAAGCAGUGUCUGGAAUGCGGUCAGUGAUCUGUGGGAAAGCUCGUCCAAGCCUGCCAUCCCUCUUGCUUCCAACAUUAGUCCAUAACACAGGCAACAUUUGGAAAGGGACCUAUCUGUAAGCAGCAAGAUGUGCCACCACUGCAAAAUGUGGCAGUGUAUCCUGUUUAUCCUCUUCAGGGUUCCAACCAGCCAUUCUCUCUGAGCAAGGCAUUCCAUUCAUCCAUCAUAGUUUUCAUUCCAAGGGGCAUUCAGCAUUUUAUGACUUGGUCUUUGGAUAGUUGUCUCCCUUCAGAUUUUAUAUAAUACUUGCACAAACCUUGGGCUUUCCCUGAUCAUGCUGAUACCUUUCUCUUUUUUCUUGGUGACCUUGUUUUGGCUCUAAACUUGUCUGCUGUCACCACCUGAGUUUUCUAUUAGAUGGAUGAUAAUCAACUGGUGAGUGAUAAAUGUAUGUUCAUAUUUAACUUGACAAAAGCUUGUGUGAUCCAACCUUAAAUAUUGUAUAAUCAUCAACUGGACACAAAGCUUGCUUUGCAACUUUAUCAAUAUCUCAAUAGUCAGUUAUCAGUUCCAUCAACCAAUUUUUGGAAUGUUGUUAGUGUACUAGUACACGGAAAGUAAACUAUAUUCUUUGGAAGCUUGCUUACUGAAAGGUGUUACUUUAUCUGCUCUAUGAUUUGCUCCUGAAAAUAUAGAUUGCAGGGUCCAGUUAAGUACAAUGAUCUUUAAUGUGUGUUUUGCAGCUUGCCAGAAGAAAAGCUCAUUUUAACAUCAGAAAGUGGAUAUAGAUGAGAUUAAAAUUUUUAAGAAGUCAUACUGUUAUUUUAGAUAAAUAUAAUGUAUAUAUUUGUGUUAGAAAAUAAGCAGAAUUGAACACCUGCUGACAUCCAUGUAAAGUUAUAACUAUUUUUACAUAAACUGUUUUGUAUUUCUCUG
Molecule: messenger RNA, 4503 nt
Organism: Varanus komodoensis (Komodo dragon)
Lineage: Eukaryota; Metazoa; Chordata; Lepidosauria; Squamata; Varanidae
Gene: GXYLT1
Product: glucoside xylosyltransferase 1
Exons: 8
Coding region: 109-1452 (447 amino acids)
Biological process (GO): protein O-linked glycosylation via N-acetylgalactosamine
Molecular function (GO): UDP-xylosyltransferase activity
Source: RefSeq, a predicted model, not a curated record